Nasonia vitripennis (jewel wasp) is the source of this 4230-nucleotide messenger RNA. RefSeq names its product diacylglycerol O-acyltransferase 1 (gene mdy). The coding region runs from base 1293 to 2798 and encodes 501 amino acids. The transcript is spliced from 12 exons. NCBI's taxonomy places the organism in Eukaryota, Metazoa, Arthropoda, Insecta, Hymenoptera, Pteromalidae. Gene Ontology annotation, biological process: triglyceride biosynthetic process. The record is from RefSeq and is a predicted model, not a curated record. Gene Ontology annotation, cellular component: endoplasmic reticulum membrane. Gene Ontology annotation, molecular function: diacylglycerol O-acyltransferase activity.
GUGUAAUGUACUCCCUCGUCGCGAGACCAUUAUUGCCCGCUGGUGCAUAUCGGUAUAGUGUAUCUGUGUGUGCAGCAGUAUAGCAUCGCCGCAUCACAGGUGCGCGUGCGAUCCUGACAUUUUGAGAAUGUUACGCGAACGGCCGGGAGCGGGAAUCCGAGGCUCGUGUUGCCGCGUAUGCUAUUCCGACUGCGCGAUUAUGCAAUCGCGAGCGUGCCUCUCGACAUACCGUUAAUUAAUCCGACAGCAAGGGGCUACUAUACGCGCGCGCGUGUAUGUAUAGCUUGUGCGCGUAUAUUGAGAUCGAUGGGGGGUCGGCGAGAUAUGCGCGCCAUGAUCGUUUGCUCUUCGAAGAAACUCGUCUAUAUAUUAUCGACUAGAAUACUUUGAUGAGAUUAUUUGCGGCUCGCGAGACUGCGCUCGAAGAUGACGAGGCUUUAACUGCUACAUGCAGUGGUGUGCGGUUAUCGACUCGGUUGCGCGGUGUACUUUGGUGCGGUUGUCGCGCGACAGACGAGCGGUUAUAAUGAAGCGGCUAUUAAUAAACUUUCAAUUUACGCUCCGAUGCACGGAAUUUUUGUGAUAAUUUGUGAUAAUUUGUGACAAUUUGUGAUAAUUCUCGUGGAGAUAAGAGUGCCUCGCGUUGCGCUUUUCGAUAUUGAAGUGUGUAUAGGAGUUUGGAAAUGCUUGGAAAGAAUUAUCAUCGGGAACGUUAGCUAGACAUUCCAGGGAAAGUAUUUUAAACAAUAAUCUACACUAAACUAUAUUUUCACGUACUUGAGAUUGAAACAAGAGUAGCGAUUUUGAAUAAACUAAGCAACUCGCUAUCGUUUGCAUAUUCAUUUUCGCGAUCAAAGUACACAAUCAAGAACAAGCACCCGCGUAAACAAGCAAAUAGCGAAAAGCGCAGCGUGUCCAAUAUUUUUUGUUGGUUCAAGAAAAACACCAUCUAUUCCUCUCUCUCGCGCGCGCCGCGCGACGCGUACAUAAUUCAAAGCCUCAUCAAUGAUCAAGCGCGCCACACGCAUACCGAAGCGCCUCCUCGUGUGUGAUAUUGAUAUACGUGCCGCGCACACACGUCCGCACUUCGUCUCACUCGCCUCUCGAGUCUCGACUCUCGCGCGCGCUCUCGAUGAUUCCUAACCUAGAAAGCGCGUGCAGCGCACAGUAGUAGCCGCAACUCCCGGCCGUUCAGUGCCAGCACUCAGCAUAUACGCACGGGGAGUUGUGUAUUGCGCGUGUGUGAAUCGGCUCGAGUGUUCGCAGGAAAGACAGAAGAGCCUUCGGCAGAGAUGACGGGGAACGAGCACGAGGGCUCGGGAGUUCGGCAGAGGAGGACCAAGAGCGUCACCCGCGCCGAGGAGAUUCAGAAGGCCGAGCAGAGAGCACGCAGGUCUCAGCCAGACAAGCCGUGCCAUCGUCCAAGGGACAGUCUCUUCUCGUGGAGCUCGGGCUUCGACAACUUCACGGGAUUCGUCAACUGGGGCUUCCUGCUGCUGGGCAUCGGCGGCAUUCGCCUCUUAUUGGAGAACUUUAUAAAGUACGGGAUCAGAGUGGACCCGAGGCAGUGGUAUUUCUUCCUCAGCGGCAAGAACGACGGCGGCAAGGAGCACCCUUCGAUCCUGCUGAUUUGUUACUCCGUGGUUCCUGUGAUGCUGUGCUUGCUGAUCGAGAAGGGCCUGGCGAUGGAUAUCAUGGCUCACGGGCCCGGCAUGGUGUUCCACGUCGUCAACCUCAUCGUGAUGGUCCUCAUGCCGAUGGUCGUCAUCCACGUGAAGGAGUCCGGAUUUAGUCUGAUCGGAGCGAUGUACGUCUGCAUGCUGUACGCCAUCCUCUUCCUCAAGCUGUGGUCGUACGUCCAGGUGAACAUGUGGUGUCGACUCAGCGCUAAGAGCAAGACUACGUCCCAGGGCAGGAUGCGCCGGCAGUCCUUCAGCUAUACCGAUCUGCAUUCCGCGACGGACGCGAAACAAAACGGCGGCGACUCCGAUGAAACGAGACACGACAUAAACGGCGGCGGCAAAGCUCUAGUGCAAUAUCCGGACAACCUGAAUCUGUUCGACCUCUACUACUACAUCCUGGCACCGACGCUUUGCUACGAAUUAAACUUCCCGAGGACUCAGAGGAUUCGCAAGAGGUUUUUAAUCAAGCGGAUCUUGGAGGUGCUCGUCGGAUGCCAGGUCGUCAUGUCGCUCUUUCAGCAGUGGAUGAUACCGUCCGUCAAGAAUUCCCUCAUACCUUUCAGCAAUAUGGAUGUCGCCAAGGCCUCGGAGCGUCUCCUCAAGCUAGCGAUACCGAAUCACCUGAUGUGGCUGUGCUUUUUCUACCUGUCGUUCCACUCUUAUCUCAACUUGAUGGGGGAGCUGCUGCACUUCGCCGACCGGAAUUUCUACUGCGACUGGUGGAACGCAAAUAACAUCGACACCUUCUGGAGAUCCUGGAACAUGCCCGUUCACCGCUGGGCAGUCAGGCACUUGUACAUACCGGUCGUGGAGAUGGGCUACAGCAAGACCACCGCCAGCAUUACAGUCUUCUUUAUCAGCGCUUUCUUCCACGAGUACCUUGUUAGCGUUCCGCUAAAGACCUUCAAGAUCUGGGCGUUCAUGGGUAUGAUGGGCCAGAUUCCGCUUUCGGUGCUAAGCAAGUACGUGGAGAAGCACUGGGGCGCCAGGUCGGGCAACAUCGUAGUGUGGGCCAGUCUCAUCAUAGGCCAGCCCCUAUGCAUCAUGAUGUACUACCACGACUACGUGGUUACCCACUUCGGCGAGACUCUGCUCGAGGAUUACUCCGUCGUGUAAAAGCCAAGGUGAAAGAGGAGAGAGAGAGAGAGAGAGAGAGUGGUGUAUAUAGGCGCCGGUGGAGAAGAAAAAAAAGGCGGCGACUAGCGCUGCUCCUUUUGCUGCAGCGUCGUCGGCGCUUUUUCUCGGUGGCCAUCGUCCGUUCGCGUGCGCACUGUCGCCGCCACUGCUUUUCACUUGGGAAAAAUCGAAUCACACGCGAAGAAAGGAAUCGCUUUACUUGUCGCGUCUUCUUCGCGCGUUUGUUUGUUGCCCGUGCGCGCGCGCUCUCUCUCUCUCUUUUUCCCUCUUUCUUGUCGCGCGUGGGAGAGAGGACGCGUGCGGCUACAAAGAAAAAUUCGAUUCCAGAUGUAAUAGCCCGCGAGUAAAUGAUUUUCGCCUUGGAUUACCUUGGCCGCCGCCGUCAGCGCGGCAGAGAUUGAUAGAGUUGACGCGUUAUUCUUAUAUAUUCAUUCUUGUCCUUUAUUAUAUUCUCUCUUAUAUUUUUCUAUGUAUACUUUUUUCUGAGGGUAAUCACGUACGUUGUAUAAAUAAUAAUUUUGUCGAUAUACUCGGUUGCGCUCGUUGUAUUUUAUACACACUUUUUCGAUUUCAGCAUAAUGAAUUUUGCAUCAAGCAUGAAUUUCUUACGAUGAAUUUUUUACUGCAAGCAUUUAUAAUGUAUACGUCAGUGCCUUACGUUACUCGUUUUCGCCAAGCAUAUCGCGGGAGAACUCAAGCACACACGAGAUUUGUAAAUACACGCGACACAAUAUAAUACUGUGCAAGACAGAGGGAGAAAUGUGACGUCGAACAUUUUUCGUCAGAAUUCAAGAGCUGAUUCAAGCGAACAAAUUAGACGCGACAGAGUUACCAAAACACGUGUAUUCUAGCACUUUGUGCGGUCAUAGCGUAGAUGAAUUUUGUUGUAUUUUGAGCCUUUGACGAUUGUUGUUCAUACUGUGUGCAAAUGUAUAGGUAUAGAUACUUCGGUUAUCAUGUACCACGUUUAUGUUUUUCACCGAGAGUGAGUUCUUUUUGUAAUUUUGUAUGAAUAAAGAAAACAAAAUAUCGCGAACGCGAACGAGAGAAGAAUGUCUGCAGCUGUUUAUAACGCUCAUAAUGCAUUUUGUGUUUCGUACACACAAGUCAGGCAUGAGAAAUGCAAAGUGAAUCGCGCCCGCAAUCCGUGUAUACAUUUGCAUCAGCGGGAAAUUGCGAGGCAAACGAAGUUUGCCUCAUCCACGUCUAGUGUAUCGAAGGCUACGAGGCAGAAGAAGCAGCAGCAACAGAAGAAGAAGACGACGAAAAAGACGAAGAGGAGGAAGCUCGGGUGCGGGGGAAAAGAAUGAGCGGAGAGGAGGUAGUAGACGUAGGAAAAAAAAGUCCUCGAAGAAGUUUAUUUUGUUAUCAAGUACGUAAGGAGCUUAAAUAAAUGUACAUCUUGUUGAAA